CGAGGUUUUCCGGUGUGUCUCGGCUCCCGGCGUGCAGCGCGCCCGGGGCUCCCGGGAGUGGGUGGAAGGCGCCGGCAGGAAGGCGGAAGUGUCGAGGCUUCCGGUCUGCGUGGUGUGCGUGCCAUCUGCGAGUUUCUGACUUUCCUGCUUUCCAGGUAAAAUAUGGCUAAAAGCUUACGGAGUAAGUGGAAAAGGAAGAUGCGUGCUGAAAAGAGAAAAAAGAAUGCCCCAAAGGAACUCAGCAGACUUAAAAGUAUUCUUAAAAUAGAUGGUGAUGUUUUAAUGAAAGACGUUCAAGAGAUAGCAACUGUGGUGGUACCCAAACACUGUCAAGAGAAGACUGAGUGUGUGGUGCAAGAUGAAAAAGAUGACAUGAAAAUGGAGACUGAUAUUAAGAGAAACAAAAAGAGUCUUCUAGACCAGCAUGGACAAUACCCCAUAUGGAUGAACCAGAGACAAAGGAAAAGGCUGAAGGCAAAGCGAGAAAAAAAGAAGGGGAAAAGCAAAGCAAAGGCAGUAAAGGCAGCAAAGGGUUUGGCCUGGUAGACUCUUAAAAACUUGAAAAAUCUUGGGGCACCUGGGUGGCUUCAGUUGGUUAAGCCUCCAACUUCAGCUCGGGUCAGAUCU
Messenger RNA from Suricata suricatta (meerkat), 627 nucleotides. It is a transcript of the gene LLPH, whose product is annotated as LLP homolog, long-term synaptic facilitation factor. Lineage: Eukaryota; Metazoa; Chordata; Mammalia; Carnivora; Herpestidae. The coding region runs from base 163 to 546 and encodes 127 amino acids. Gene Ontology annotation, molecular function: RNA binding. The transcript is spliced from 3 exons. Gene Ontology annotation, biological process: dendrite extension. The record is from RefSeq and is a predicted model, not a curated record. Gene Ontology annotation, cellular component: nucleolus.